AGAUGCACACUUCCCCUAAAGAAGCCUCCGAGCGUGGCCGCGACUCCGGGCCUCAAGCCCAUAAAGAAAAAAUACCGGAGACGUUCUGGCACCAUUUCGGGGUAAAGAAGCUGCCAUGGAAGAGCCUGCAGCUCCCUCAGAAGCCCACGAGGCAGCCGGGGCCCAGGCAGGUGCUGAGGCAGCAGGGGAGGGUGUGUCUGGGCCGGACCUUCCCGUCUGUGAGCCCUCCAGGGAAUCUGCUGCUCCAGAUUCAGCCCUGCCACAUGCGUCUGUGGGCUGGGCCCCCUUCCCUGUAGCUCCAGUCCCUGCCCACCUCCGCACAGGAGGCCUGAGGCCUGCCCCAGCCUCAGGAGGAGGAGCAUGGCGCAAUCCGUUUCCAAGCCGAAGCAGCGGCAUUUGGACAAAGCAGAUCAUCUGCAGGUAUUAUAUACAUGGGCAGUGCAAGGAGGGGGAGAACUGUCGCUAUUCCCACGACCUUUCUGGUCGGAAGAUGGCCACUGAGGGCAGCGUUUCGCCGCCUGGGGCCUCUGCAGGUGGAGGCCCUAGCACGGCUGCGCACAUCGAGCCCCCGACUCAGGAAGUGGCGGAAGCCCCCCCGGCUGCAUCCUCCCUUUCCUUGCCUGUGAUUGGCUCGGCUGCUGAAAGGGGUUUCUUUGAAGCCGAGAGAGACAAUGCAGACCGUGGAGCUGCUGGAGGAGCAGGUGUAGAAAGCUGGGCGGAUGCCAUUGAGUUUGUUCCAGGGCAGCCCUACCGGGGCCGCUGGGUUGCAUCUGCCCCCGAGGCUCCUCCACAGAGCUCAGAGACUGAGAGGAAGCAGAUGGCUGUGGGCAGGGGGUUGCGGUUUUGCUAUUAUGCUUCCAGGGGAGUUUGCUUUCGUGGGGAGAGCUGUAUGUUCCUCCAUGGAGACAUAUGCGACAUGUGUGGGCUGCAGGCCUUGCACCCCAUGGAUGCUGCCCAGAGGGAAGACCAUAUAAGGGCCUGCAUUGAAGCACACGAGAAAGAUAUGGAACUCUCGUUUGCUGUGCAGCGUGGUAUGGACAAGGUGUGUGGCAUCUGCAUGGAGGUUGUCUAUGAGAAAGCCAACCCCAAUGAUCGCCGCUUUGGCAUUCUUUCCAAUUGCAACCAUACCUUCUGUAUUAGGUGUAUCCGCAGGUGGAGAAGUGCCAGACAGUUUGAUAACAGGAUCAUCAAGUCUUGCCCGCAGUGCAGGGUCACCUCCGACUUGGUCGUUCCCAGUGAGUUCUGGGUGGAGGAGGAGGAAGAGAAGCAGAAACUUAUUCAGCAAUACAAGGAGGCAAUGAGCAACAAGGCCUGCAGGUAUUUUGCGGAAGGCAGGGGUAACUGCCCAUUUGGAGACACAUGCUUUUACAAGCAUGAAUACCCUGAGGGCUGGGGAGAUGAGCCUCCUGGGCCAGGUGGUGGGUCGUUCGGCGCAUACUGGCAUCAACUUGUGGAGCCUGUGCGAAUGGGAGAGGGCGACAUGCUCUAUAAAAGCCGUAAGAAGGAGCUUGUCGUGCUUCGACUGGCCAGUCUGUUGUUUAAGCGGUUUCUUUCACUGAGAGAUGAGUUACCCUUCUCUGAGGACCAGUGGGACUUGCUUCAUUAUGAGCUGGAAGAAUAUUUCAAUUUGAAUCUGUAGCAUUGUGCUGUGGCAUGUGGUCUAGUCUGCUGAGGUUCUGUCGUCUGCUAUUGCCUGUUUUCCCUGUGUUGACACUCUUAUUGCUUUCAGGGGCUAUUGAGGCAGUGCUUCUGUUUUCUUGUCUAUUCUGCAUAUCUUUCCCCCUAGGAUUAUGGUGAUUAUCUGUGUUAAAAAAAAAUAAGUCCUUAAAGUUACUGUUUUGGUGAAAUUAAUAUUAAUGUCAGCUUAUGGCUUUUUUUGUCAUCUCUGUUUUCAACAGGAUUAACUCAGUUCUAGUGUAGUGUUUAUUGAAUUUCCACACUUAUUUUGAAGACCCUCAAGAGUAAAUGUGGCAGAGUGAAAGGAGAAGUUUUAAUUGAACUAGUAGCUUUGUGCUAUAAUAGCCUUAACAAAUGGACCCUCGCAGGGUCUUGCAGCUGCUCAUCUGUUUACAGUUUGUUCUUUCCCUCCUUCCCCUUCAAGUGCACUUGUUAAACUGUGAUGAACUUGUGAUUUUGUGUUUUACUUGACCAAAACCAAGUGUAUAUGUUUACAUGUUUUUAUCCUGUUUAGCUUGACAUGAAAUAAUUUAUAUUUGGAAAUAUAUAUUUAAGAAUGAUAUAUAUAUAAUAUAUAUGUAUAAGAGCUAUGUAUUUGAAAAUAUAUAUAAAAGAACAUACAUCACAAUAUUUAUGUUUAUGUAAUAAAGUAAAUACAGAGCCGAAAGCUGAAGGUCAAAGCCUAACAGGAUUGGCUGUUGUGUGGAUGUGAGUUGUGUGAAUAAUCAUUCUGUCCCUUGCACAGAAGCCAGUAAUUAGCAUCUAAUGAAAAGGACUGUUCAAGUGGGUCUGGCCAAAUGUAACAGAUGCAGAUCUUAGAGGACUUACAAAGCACUAUAUUGGUAAUUCUUACAAUGGCAUUAAUAGCUCACUCUAUAAAAACAGAAAUGGUGUUCCUAUGCAGUUUAGCCACCUUCUCAAUAAUUCUUUGUAACAGCAAAUCCUAGGCUCAGAGGCACAGUGCUUUGUAUUUGAUAUACAAAGUCUCUAGACUUUCCCAACAAGGGGCUUUAGACAAAAGAUUUCAACAUUAAAGUAACAAGAUUAUAAAAGGGAAAAUAGAACAAAAAUACUAAAACCAGUGAGAAUAAAAUAAUGGAAAGAUAAUAAAAUAUAGAAAGCACUAAAAACUAAGUGUAAGAGUAAUAUAGAAAAUUUACAUACAACUUAGAUUAAAUGAAAGCAGUUUAAAGACUGAAAGUCAAAGGCUAUAAGACUUCAUUACAAUCAAAAUGAAACAUCCUAUUUAAAAUACACACAACAUAAAAAUACAGAAGCAUUCAAAGUAGUAAGAUGGGAAAAAAAAACAAACAGGUGCUGUGACUGUCUUGAUUGUAGACAAUGUUUAUGGUAAGGAUAAAUAUUUUGCUGGAGAUAAAAAGGAAUGAUACAUAAACAUCAAAUUGUAAUUCACAGGAAUAUAUAACUGUUCAAAUUUUGUAUACAUUUAAUAACGUUGUAUCAGAUACACAACUGAUAAAAAUAGAAAAUCCUAACUCCAGACUCUUAGUGGACAAUUUUAAUACACCUUUUUAGUAACCAGACAAGCAAAGAAGAAAUGAAUGUGGAAGAUAAUUAUGCCAUUUUAAUGACUUACCUGCAUAACUUAAGAUCUGCAUCAACUGCAGAUGCACUUAUCUUGGCUGAAGUAGCCGAAAAAUAUGCUAGGAGUCUGAAUCGUGAGUCCCAGGUUAUUCACACUGUCCUCACUGUCCAACGAAUAUGGCAUAUUUAAGAGUUUUUAUACCAUGUAAUUUGCAUGCAAAAGGAUGAAUUUGUCAGAACUACCUAAUGUGGUACUUGCUAUAAUUUUUCUCAUUAUCCUGAUGAGGUAAAUAAUAGAGAAUUUAAAGGUUUUGCCCAUAGAGUUUAUGACCCAUAGCUGUGAAUUAGUGGAACAAAGACUGGAACUCAGUGUAUGUCCAGAGCAGUUGCACUUACCAUGUUCACUAGGAGCAGGUGGACUAGCUGAGUGUAGCUGCUGGAGACGCAAGUACAGCCUUUAAGUGUGGAUGCUUCAGCCAAGUGGAGCAAAGAUGGACAUGAAUAAGCUCCCGCAGAACAUAGGAGCCAUGGGGCUUUCAUCUAUAGGCUGCCAGCUCAGUGAUUUUAGUCCACUGCUUCAGAAUGUGCCUCAGCCUCCUCUAAUUUUACAUUGCCUCUCCCUUCUUACAUGACUCCUGGUGCUAGUAAGUACCUCAGCCUAUUUGCCUGGACCUUUUGCCAUAUUCCUUUCCUCUUGAUUCCUCUUAGCGAAAGAAUUCACCAAUUAGGACACCCUUGAUGCCUGACUAUCACUGGCAUGCAAGGUGAGUGACAGAUUCCAAAUAAAUUCCAAACAUCUGAGGUUCCUGCCCUGCAGUGGUGCAGGAGAAAGAGAGAUUAGAUGAACUAAACAACCAAAGAAUGAGACCAGAUGGUGUAUUCUCAAAGACUGUGCCAACACCAAAGUCUCAAAAAAUGAGUCCCAGUAGUGGCAAAGCUUUCAGAGAGGUGUUUUUAAGCUGAGCCCAGAAAGCUGUGGAAAGUUUCUCCAAAUGUACACUUCCCUGCAUUGUGAAAUACCAUGUUUUUAUUCAAACCGUAUCUCAAGCCAGAUAAUCGUAAAGUUCAGGAUUUAUAGUAGGACAAUGGUUAGUAGAAAAUAAAGUGGCUUGGGAGACAAAAGGGUAGUUAGAAUGCUGACUCUGCUUCUUACUAACCAUUCAGUUUCACAGUCUAAGGAAGUUACUUAAUUUUCUGUACUUCAGUUUCUUCAUAUGAGAAAUGGGUACAGUUCCACCUACUUUUGCAGGAUUGUUGUGAGGAUCAAAUGUAGUCUGGACAAAAAGCUCGAAACAUAGGUUUGUUGGUUUGUUUUUUUUUUUAGUGAUCUAUAUAGAUGUGAGAUUUGUGCAUAUUUUUGGACAUGAAAAGGUGAUUGCACAGAAAUUAAUCACCAAGAUUUUCUUUUUGAGAAUCUUUGGAACUUGUAUUAAUGUAACAUUAUCAUUUAAUGAUUAUUUUGGUAAGCAAGGGGUAUAUUACCCUCACAUUCAUAAUUUCAAAAAGAUGAAGUAUUUUUUCAGCAAAAACUAUUCAGUUGAAACUAAAUAUGUGCUAUUCAGUUACUUAAAAUAUAACAAAAGAAAUACAUAUUUUUGGCAGAUUUCUAAGUGAGGAAAAUAACAAAGGGACAUUUUUAGAAUAUAUGGGAUUCCUUGUUCCCUCAUCAGUUCAUUCAGAAAAAUGUCAAAUAACGGAAGUAUUACUGCCACCAAGUCUGGGUGAAGUGUUACCAAGGGCUUUCCCACGAUCUGACCACUCCCCUGCUGCAGUCAGGAACAAAGAAAGCUUUGCCACACAAAGGCCUGCUCUGUGAGUGAUGCAGUGUGUGUGCAGGCCCUCACCCCUAGGAGGACUUAGGGAUUCUGCCCUGGGGUCUACAAAAAUGGUAUCAUUUCA
Molecule: messenger RNA, 5121 nt
Organism: Chlorocebus sabaeus (green monkey)
Lineage: Eukaryota; Metazoa; Chordata; Mammalia; Primates; Cercopithecidae
Gene: MKRN3
Product: makorin ring finger protein 3
Biological process (GO): protein polyubiquitination
Molecular function (GO): metal ion binding; ubiquitin protein ligase activity
Source: RefSeq, a predicted model, not a curated record